This is a messenger RNA of Oryza sativa Japonica Group (Japanese rice), 2373 nucleotides long. Lineage: Eukaryota; Viridiplantae; Streptophyta; Magnoliopsida; Poales; Poaceae. The record is from RefSeq and is a predicted model, not a curated record.
UGUGGGUUCUAGCAUUCUAAGAUCGAUCGAUUGAUCGAUGGAGCACAGCAGAGGUGGUUGUGGUGGUGGUGGUGGUGGUGGUGGUGAUGUGUUGAGUUUGGGUGGGAUGGAAUCCACCCAUUGCUGUCCAUUCGCAUUUGUUUAUCAUUGACUUGUUCUUGGUUGAUUUGUAUUAGUAUAUGGCACCGAUUGUUUAAUACUACGGGAUAGCUGAUUCAGAGUUUCAGACUAAGCUAUCUAUGUGUUCGACCAAAUGUCUCUAUGGUUGUCAAGCAGAUGCAGCAGCGGCGGAGGAGGGAGGAUCGGGCCGGGGCGACGUCGGGGUGGGAGGAGAGAGCGCCGCCCGACCCGAGACGGUGGAGGACGCCGGCGGUGAGGACAUCAUGGCGGGAUGGAUGCACCGCCGCCGCCAUCGCCAAGGGUUCCAGAUAUAAGAUGCAUGGCAAGAAGAGCAAAGUUGACAAUUUACCUCAAACCUAAGGAAAUCCACGAUAAAUGUGGAACAAUUAAUACGUGUAAGAUAGAUACUAAACUUCAGGGGGGGGAGGACUGCAUAUAUCAAGGUCUGUUCUACAAUCUACAUAACAUCCAAAGUUCUCUCCCCAAAAAUGACAGAAGUGCAAAAUCUUCAUUGCGUCCGUUUUGCAAUAUUUUGAAGAAGUCUGAUGGAACAGUGGGAAUGCCAAUAUUGAGAUCCAGAAGGGUUCCACCAUCAGAGAUGUAUCGAAUACACCAUGCGAAGGUAGAUGGUCAAGUUGUGCCCAACUGCCUAUGUCCCUCACUGUUUAUCAUUGACUGGAGUUAUGCCUUAUGUACCAGUGCUUUUUUACUGCCUAGGGAGUAUUACAGAGAGCAGUGCGCAUCACUGUAUUUGUGACUGGUACAGGAUCAACAUGAUUUUGUCUCGUUCUUCUUUUCAAUGUUUUUUUUUUCUGGAGUGUUUCUUGUUGGAAAAAGAGAUGAACCGAGUGCCUAGUUCUCUCGCAGUACUUUGUGGCAGCUGAGAACAGUACGAUUGCUGAUUAUUUAAGUGGAUGCUGACAGCAGUUGAUCUCUUGGUUUGCACUAAUCUGAAUGUUUUUGUUUGGACGUUUUUGGGCAGAUGAUGGUCAUUGGUGAUGAAGGAGAUCCGUAGCAAGAUGAUGACCAUAUGAAUUUGGUGAGACAGUUUUAGCUUUAUCAUCUUAGCAUCAGUCAAGUCUAGAGAGUUGAGGUGGUGAUUGAUGUCUGACCAUCAAGCAGGUGGUGCUUUUCGCAAUUUCACCUGACCUUUUUUUUUUUGUUCAAUUGCUGAGGGAAAUCAUAUGUGAUGCCUCAAGUCUCUCUCCACCAAUGCCAGAUUUCAAUCCAGAACUUGAACAUGAAUAGCAAAAUUGUAAAUGAAUUUGCUAGGAAUUUACCAUUUCAAGAAAUCUUGGAAUAUUAACAGGCACAAAUUGCGGAGUAGCCAACCUCCAUAUCUUUCGUUAGAAUAAGGCCAUCACCAAUCAAGGAUACCAUAUGAGUGUCUUCACUAACUGAAGAUACUGUGCGGGAAACACCUCUGGAGAAUACCCUGGUGACCCAAUGAGUGUUCCUAACCCAAAAAGCCUACGUAGUUAUUUUACUGUACUACCCCUCUCUUCUCCCCCACUUCCUCUCUCUUCCCCACAUUUACUCAUCUACCGGACCCGUUCACAUCGUGGUCCUCGCCGCCGCCGCUCGCCUUUCCCUCUCGCCGCGGGGCCACUCGCCGUCGCCGGUGGCCGCGAGGGCUGCCUCCCUCCCUCUCUCUCCUCGCCGUCAUCGUCGCCGCUGUGGCCGAAGCGUCAUCGCCGUCCGCCACCUCCGCCUCCCUCCCUCACUCUCCUCGCCGUCGUCAUCGCCGCCGCGGCCGACACGUCGUCACCGUCCGCCGCCUCUGCCUCCCUCCCUCACUCUCCUCGUCAUCGUCGUCGCCGCCGUGGCCGAAGCGUCGUCGUCGUCCGCCUCCUCCGCCUCGCCGGUCUCCUCCGCCUCGCACCGUCCGCCUCCCUGAUCUCCUCCGCCUCUCGCCAUCACAGGUCGGGGGCGGCAAAAUCCGGCGCCGUAGCGGGUGGAUCUAGCCCCCCCGGCUAGAUCGGGGAGGAGAUGGUGGCGGCCGUCGCGCUGGUCGCGGGGUCGGCGCCGUCGCCGUCGCGGGGUCGGCGCCGUCGCCUCCGACUCCUCCCCACUGCCGUGUGCCUCCCGCCUACUCCAAGCGACGAGGCCGAGGGUGGAAGGGCAAAGUUGUGGUGGGGGAGCCGUGUCCACGAGCCACGCGCUCGUGCAACACAUAGCCCCAAGCGGUGGCUCAAGAAAAGGAGCUUGAGCCACCCGUCCCCCGCCUGAGGGUCACGCCUCCCUCCCAGGAGA